Molecule: messenger RNA, 1161 nt
Organism: Mauremys reevesii (Reeves's turtle)
Lineage: Eukaryota; Metazoa; Chordata; Testudines; Geoemydidae
Gene: EMG1
Product: EMG1 N1-specific pseudouridine methyltransferase
Exons: 6
Coding region: 216-920 (234 amino acids)
Biological process (GO): rRNA base methylation
Cellular component (GO): nucleolus; small-subunit processome
Molecular function (GO): rRNA (pseudouridine) methyltransferase activity; rRNA binding
Source: RefSeq, a predicted model, not a curated record
GGCCGCGGGGAGCGAGGCGCAGGGAGGGUAAAUAGCCGGACACAGGGCACGUGACGUCGAUGUUUAGGUUCUCUCGCCGGAAGCAGCCUUCGCACACCGGAAGUGUUCGGAGUAUGGCCGAUUUCUAGGCUCCCUCCCCGCGCCGCUGGGGGAAGCGCGAGGCCCCGGUUUAGAGGAGCACGAGCAGUAGCUGUGACGGCGCUUCCGGUUCUAAGAUGGCGGCGCCCACGCGGCAGCUCCGGAGGCCAGCAGGGGACGCGGCGGCGGAGACGGCCCCGGAGGCGAAGCGGCCCUGGGGGCAGCGGCGGCGGCUUCUUGUGCUUCUCGAGGGAGCGAGUCUGGAGACCGUGAAGGUUGGGAAGACGUACGAGCUGCUGAACUGCGACAAGCACAAAUCGCUGCUGCUGCGAAGCGGCCGGGACCCGGGGGAGGUGAGGCCCGACAUCACACACCAGAGCCUCCUGAUGCUCAUGGACAGUCCCCUGAACCGGGCUGGCCUGCUGCAGGUUUACAUCCACACCCAGAAGAAUAUUCUCAUUGAAGUCAAUCCCCAGACCAGGAUUCCCAGAACUUUUGAUCGAUUCUGCGGUCUGAUGGUUCAGCUGUUACACAAACUCAGCGUCCGUGCAGCCGAUGGGCCCCAGAAACUGUUGAAGGUCAUCAAGAAUCCAGUGACAGAUCAUCUCCCUGUGGGCUGCAUGAAGAUAGGCACCUCUUUCUCAGUCCCCAACGUGACGGAUGUGCGUGAACUGGUUCCCACUGCAGAACCUGUUGCAAUUGUUGUGGGAGCUUUUGCCCAUGGCUCGCUGAAUGUUAACUAUACAGAGAAGAUGAUCUCCAUCAGCAACUAUCCCCUCUCUGCUGCCCUGACCUGUGCCAAGAUCACCACAGCCUUUGAGGAGGCAUGGGGGGUGGUGUGAGCCCUCCAUAAUUGGCCCUGUGGAGUAGGACUCUGAUCUUUCUAGAAUUGGCAGCUGUUUUUCUACUUGUGUGUGUAAGGAGCACUGAGAGUCAACCUUGGCUGAAGGCCCAGUGGUAGAGUUCAAGGCAUACCAUGCUGAGCUUUCCUUCGAUACAGUGUGCUCCCAUGGUGAGAGGCCAAUGGGCACCCCUCUGGGAGUGUUCUUUCUCCUUAUAUUAAAAUUACUUUUGAUAAAAAUG